This is a messenger RNA of Aspergillus clavatus NRRL 1, 1002 nucleotides long. RefSeq names its product NAD(P)-dependent alcohol dehydrogenase. The transcript has a single exon. The coding region runs from base 1 to 1002 and encodes 333 amino acids. The record is from RefSeq and is a predicted model, not a curated record. Lineage: Eukaryota; Fungi; Ascomycota; Eurotiomycetes; Eurotiales; Aspergillaceae. Gene Ontology annotation, molecular function: zinc ion binding; alcohol dehydrogenase (NADP+) activity. Gene Ontology annotation, biological process: alcohol metabolic process.
AUGGGCUACGAUUUCACCGUAUACCGAGGCUCCAAGGAUGGGUCGAUCAAGAAGGCCACCACGCAUCGCGAUGAUCUCCAAGGCGAUUCAGUCCUUGUGCGCGUCACACACUCGGGUGUCUGCUAUACUGAUGUCCACUAUAUGACAUCCGACAUGGCACUGGGCCACGAAGGCGCCGGCGUGGUGGAAGCAACGGGCCCCGACGUCAUAUACCUCAAAAAGGGCGACCGGGUCGGCUGGGGGUAUGAACACGAUUGCUGCGGACACUGCAAGCAAUGCCUGACCAGUCAGGAGACCUUCUGUCCCGAGCGCAAAUUCUACGGGCUCGCCGAUUUCGAUCAGGGCUCUUUCGCGACGCAGGCGGUCUGGCGCGAAGCCUUCCUGUUCCAGAUCCCCGACGGGCUCAACAACGAGGACGCAGCACCGCUCAUGUGCGGCGGGUCAACUGUGUGGAACGCUAUGGUUGUUGGAAACGUCAAACCCACGUCGCGCGUGGGAAUCGUCGGCAUCGGUGGACUGGGCCACCUAGCGAUCCAGUUCGCAGCCAAGAUGGGAUGUGAGGUCGUCGUGUUCUCUGGCACCGAGAGCAAGAAGGAUGAGGCCAUGAAACUGGGAGCAAGGGAGUUCUACGCGACCAAGGGAGCCAAAGAGCUCAAGAUCGGCAAGCCGCUGGACAACUUGAUUGUCACCAUGAGCACACAGCCGGACUGGAAGCUCUAUUUGGAUGUCCUAGCACCCAGCGCAGUCAUCUCCCCACUAACGGUGGACAAUGAGGACUUGAAGUUCCCAUACAUGCCACUCCUAGCCAACGGAUUGCGAAUUCAAGGAUCCGUCGUUGCACCGCGACAGUCUCAUCGCGACAUGCUCGAGUUUGCGGCGCUACAUAAUAUCAAGCCCAUCAUCAUGACGUAUCCACUCAAUGAAGAGGGGAUUCAGGAUUGCUUGAAGACUCUGGAAGAGGGCAAGAUGCGAUAUCGCGGUGUUUUGAUUGCGGAUAAAUAG